UGCGACACUGUAUCCUAUGAUGAUUUUCUUGGAGCCUACGAAGUCGAAGUCAGUCGAAAUGAGGCAUUGAUAAGCAUUGACGAAUGCUUUACUCAUGCUGUAUUUUCAUUCUGGUCCCCAUACGGAAGUACGACGAAAUUCAUUUCGCGACGGUUUUAUAACCGCGAUUAUUAAACCAAGCCAUCUGUAAAUAUCACUUUUCAAAUAUUCCUAAAACUAGCUAUUUCAAAAUCCUAAUAAUUCUAGGAACAGAAGAAAUCGACGACUUUGAAACUUUUCUUUCUCUGAACGAUAAUGAUUUUAUCAGAUUAAAAAUGACAACUAAAAUGAUCAAGACCAUACAAAAAAUUCAAAAGGAGCAAAAUCCCGAAGAAUGGAUCGUUGAGGAAAUCGUGGUAUCUCCGACCAAAGCCCAAACUGACAACCAUGCUGACAACAUUGAUGACGCACCGGAAAACAAAGAUCUUGGUAACCCCUAUAAAGGCAUUAAUUUGGACAACGUAAUUGACAUAGACAUCAUCUUGGCAAGAACCAACGAAGGCAUCACUAUCAUGGAGCUGUUGAAGGAAGGAUUGCGCCCGAGUGAAUCUGUUUUUAAAAAAAUUAAUGACAUUUUAUGUGAUUGCCUGAAAUCCGUGUAUGGUUGUCGACCGAAUCGUUUUUACAAGGAUCAAAUUGCACUCUCUCUCGUCCAAUCUUAUCCAAUACUUGCUGCCAAUGACGCAAAUGUUCCACAGGCAUUGUGGUUUCAUGCUCACGCACGAGGACCAAACCGUCAUGCCGGCCGCAUACAUUAUCGCAUGGAGUAUAUGGCAAGGACUUCUGGGGAACGCGUUAUUAAACGUCGUCGUACCGAAGAACCACAAACUGAUCCGCUUGCACUCGUAGGAUCGGAUGUAUCUCAUGCAAAAGAGGAGCUUCCUGUCAAUCUGGAAGAAUUAAUACUCGAGUUACAAUAUAUUGUGCCGAAUUCAGGGAGUAAGCAUCGCGUACUAGAGCUGUGGAAGGCAACUUUCCUCAAGCGGCAGGAAUCACGGGAUGCGGGUGAAUUUUUGCAGUACUUACAAACUUUUCCUGUUGCGGCAGCCUAUGAUGGAGAAUUGAUUACAUCUGACUUUUAUGCAUUGAACACUAAGGCAACCCUUUUCAUAGAAGAGUGGAACAAGUUAGAACAUAAAAUUUUAACUGUUCACAAAGUAAUGUUCAGAGAGAUAACAAAUGAUUUCGUACGUGCUCUGGCAAUCGUCAGAUUUAAAAAUCCGUCACGUGGGUCCAAACGUUCAAGAAACGAGGAGCCGGCGUUGGACAAUCCGCUGGCCGGUUUGAUAAAAUGGAUACAGCCCGAAGAAGAUUUCCCACAGGAUGCUGAAAGCGUUCCAAUACUGGUGGUUCGUGGACAAUUUCCAGACGUAUCUGAAGGAUGUGCGAUUUGUUGGGAGUCUACAGUUAUCCCUGUUGGAGAGGACUUUAAGGCGGCAUUCGGCAUCUUUUGUCAAUGUUUCUCCGUUUUUAACCGAAUUCCAAAACCUGCAGAUAAGAACUUCUUCCUCUUUAUCGAAGGAGCCGUUUUUAACACCAAUACAUUGACAACAACCGGAGCAAAAUUUCUGCACGGUUUGCAAUGAACGAAUAUUUGAAUAAAUAUAUCCGUAAGAAGAAAAAUACAACGAAUCAAAUUGUUUUCUUAAUUGAAAUGUGAAACACGUCGAAAUUAACUUACAGAUUUUACAACAAGAUUGGUAAAAAGAACCGAAGUGUCGGUAAAUUUCAUUUCCUUGUCAAUUCGAAAAUUACAG
Armigeres subalbatus is the source of this 1796-nucleotide messenger RNA. RefSeq lists its product as uncharacterized. The transcript is spliced from 8 exons. NCBI's taxonomy places the organism in Eukaryota, Metazoa, Arthropoda, Insecta, Diptera, Culicidae. The record is from RefSeq and is a predicted model, not a curated record. Bases 315 to 1625 code for a protein of 436 amino acids.